Molecule: messenger RNA, 849 nt
Organism: Ostertagia ostertagi
Lineage: Eukaryota; Metazoa; Nematoda; Chromadorea; Rhabditida; Trichostrongylidae
Source: the annotation of a GenBank genome assembly
AUGAGAAAGCCAAUUCGUAACCUAAUUCACAGAGAUCAAGCCGAUGUGGAUGCAGCCGGAGCUCAAGUUGAGUACUACAUCGAGAAUCGGAUGGCACUCAAUUUCUCCGUUGUUGUUGUCAACUACGGAAAUUGCUCAUUCGAAAACCCGACUGCACCUCUUCCUACCGUAUCCAAUCACGAAACGUCUACUGUGUUUCCAUCUACUGUGCCCAAUUAUGAGACUACAGCUACCAAGCCCGCUCAGAAGCCUACACCGACGAUACCUAGUCUACCAGUGGCAAGCAUUAACAACACUGGAUGCAACUGCGUUCUGAAAACUGUCUGGCUGGACGUCUUCCUUCUCAUGGAGGCUAACGUAGCCAUGACGCCUGGUGGAAUAAUCUCGGCCACUGACUACGUGGUGUCAGCGUUUACGAAACUCACCGAGUGGGUCAAGCCAGCGCAGUAUCAAACACGAUUUGGUGUCAUCCGUUACGCCAGCAGCGUUGAUCUGAUCGCGGAUUUGAACGUUUAUACUUCAACAGCAGAUCUGUUUGACCUGGAUAUUCCGUCACUGAACGAAACAGGGACCAACAUCGAAGGAAGCGGCGGAUACAACGACCCCACGCAAGCAGCUGGCGAAUUCCGUGAAGAUGGCGGCACAAUCAUCACCAUCGAAUAUGUGCAGGAGCACGGAUUGACCGUGCCGUUACUACGAUCGCUGGCUUCACCGAAUUACAAUCUGACAAACAAGAAAGAUGACGGCACAGCAUUACGUGCGGAUGACUUACGUCAGCUGCUUUGUGAAGGUGAGGUCCACUUCAUUGCACAGCCCUACCAUUUCAUGAGAACAGCCCGCUCCAUUGAA